AACAUGGCUAACACCUUCCUUAUGUUCCUUCUCUCACUUUGCUUAUUUCCUCAUUUCUUCUUGGCAAAGUCCUCAAGUCCCCUUGCCCCAGCCUUAUACAUAUUUGGAGAUUCUAUUGUAGAUAGUGGCAAUAAUGAUUUCCUAAAUACAACUGCAAAAGCGAAUUACAAACCAUAUGGCAUAGAUUUUCCAGUUGGUCCAACAGGCAGAUUCACUAAUGGCAAGACAUUUGCAGAUUUUUUAGCUCAGUAUCUUGGGUUACCCUUAGUCCCUCCAUACUUGGGUCUUUCAAAGACACAAAAGAGUAAAACUGUUACUGGAAUCAAUUAUGCUUCUGGAUCAGCUGGCAUCCUCCAAGAAACAGGAAAAAUAUCAUAUGGAAAGAAUUUAGAGUUGCAGAAACAGAUUGAGUUUUUCGAAGAGACUGUUAACCAUUACUUGCCCAAGAACUUUAAAACCAAGAAAGAGCUUUUGGAGUACUUAUCCAAGUCAAUUUUUGUGGUAGAGAUAGGAAACAAUGACUAUUUUGCAAACUAUCUUCUACCUGCAUAUUACAAUAGUAGUCACCUAUACACCCCGGACCAAUUUUCAGGCAUCCUUUUGAAGAAACUCAAACAAUAUUUACAGGAUCUUUAUAAUUUGGGAGCCAGGAAGUUUGUGGUUUUCAAUGUCACCCCUCUUGGAUGUACACCAGCAGAAUUAUACCUCAAAAACCUAACAAGUGGAUGUGCUGAGGAUGUUAAUCAGUUAGUAUCUCUCUACAAUGAAGGCCUUCCAGAUAUGUUACAAGAACUCAAUACUAGCCUCCAGGGUUCAACUUUUGUUUUGGGAGACAUUUAUGGAUUCCUCUAUGACUUGAGCCAAAACCCUUAUAAAUAUGGGUUCAAAAAUAGAGGGCCAUGUUGUGUUAUAGACUAUACAACUUAUCUGUGCCAAGAAGAUGUCCUACCUUGUGUAAAUAGGACUUCAGAUAUCUUCUGGGAUACAGUACAUCCAUCUCAACACUCGAACUUGCAGCUUGCGACUGGUUGCUUCUUUGGUACUACCCGGUGUACUCCAUUAAAUAUCCUGAAGCUCACACAGAAAUAAUAAGGCACUACUUAUAUAUGUAAUGGUUUGGAACCUCAUUAGAGAUCUUUAUGCAUUAUAGCAGCCUAGACGUUUAAUAUUUCUUGAUGUAAUUUCAAAAAUAAAUUUUUUUAUUCGAAUUAGUCAAAA
Molecule: messenger RNA, 1218 nt
Organism: Macadamia integrifolia
Lineage: Eukaryota; Viridiplantae; Streptophyta; Magnoliopsida; Proteales; Proteaceae
Product: GDSL esterase/lipase 7-like
Exons: 5
Coding region: 4-1089 (361 amino acids)
Molecular function (GO): hydrolase activity, acting on ester bonds
Source: RefSeq, a predicted model, not a curated record